Messenger RNA from Fulmarus glacialis (Northern fulmar), 903 nucleotides. It is a transcript of the gene BBOX1, whose product is annotated as butyrobetaine (gamma), 2-oxoglutarate dioxygenase (gamma-butyrobetaine hydroxylase) 1. Bases 70 to 843 code for a protein of 257 amino acids. The transcript is spliced from 5 exons. The record is from RefSeq and is a predicted model, not a curated record. NCBI's taxonomy places the organism in Eukaryota, Metazoa, Chordata, Aves, Procellariiformes, Procellariidae. Gene Ontology annotation, cellular component: mitochondrion. Gene Ontology annotation, biological process: carnitine biosynthetic process. Gene Ontology annotation, molecular function: gamma-butyrobetaine dioxygenase activity.
UCUUCCCUUUCAGAACGCCAGUACUGGGGCUCGGACCUGCAACUUCCCAAAAUACCUUUUGAAGACAUCAUGUACAAUGAUGAAAGUGCGUACAAGUGGCUGUGCACCCUAAAGAAAGUAGGAAUCGUGCUACUCACAGGAGCUGCUACUAGGCAGGGAGAGUUGGUUAAACUUGGCCACAGGAUUGGGUUCCUGCGUCUCACUUUUUAUGGACCAACUUGGCAAGUGCAAGACAAAGCAGAUGCUAACAAUGUGGCUUACACAACCGGGAAACUCUCUUUUCACACCGAUUACCCUGUUUUGCAGCAUCCACCUGGGGUUCAGUUUCUCCACUGUAUAAAGCAAACAGCUGCAGGAGGCGAAAGUGGAGUUGUAGAUGGAUUUCACGUAUCCAACAAGCUGAAAAAACAAAAUCCUCAAGCGUAUCAGAUCCUGUCCUCUACCGCUGUAGACUAUACAGAUGUUGGGGUGGACUACUGUGAUUUUGCUAUGCAAUGUAAACAAAGGAUUAUAGACGUGGAUUCCAGAGGCCAAGCAGUUCGCAUCAAUUAUAAUAAUGCAACAAGAGACACAGUGUUUGACAUACCAGCUGAAAAAGUGAGGCCGUUUUAUGCAGCUCUAAAGGAAUUUAAUGAUUUAUUAAACAGCGCAGAACACAAGUUUACUUACAAGCUGAAACCAGGAGACAUAGUGACGUUUGAUAACUGGCGUGUGCUUCACGGUCGCCAAAGCUACCAGUCGGGAUCAGAAGUGACUCGUCACCUGGAAGGUGCCUAUGCAGACUGGGAUGUGGUCAUGUCAAAGCUCCGGCUCCUCAGGAGGAGGGUCCUGAAUAGGGACUGAGCUUUCUUCUAACUAGAAUGAGCAAAACCUAGAUUGUCUAACCUCAAAAAAAAAAAAAAA